AUGAAGCUUGAUAGACUGAGUUCACCGAGAAGAUCAUGCCUUCUACAGGUUAUAAUUGGCAUUUCUACAAAAGUUGGCCCAAGAAGAACGCCGGAGGAACUUCACAUCGGGACCACCCUACAAUGGAAUGACCAGGGGGAGAGGCUCUCCGAGUUCAUCAUGACGACUAAGACCAUCCACGGGAACUCGCAAUUCCAGAAGCCCUCCUCUCUACGCUGGACGUGGGAGUCACCUGGUGGAGGGUACCGUAAUGAAAUAGACCACAUCAUCGUCAAUAAAAGGUUCUGCAAGACGGACGUCGCUGUUGUACCAAAGUUCUAUACGGGAUCGGACCAUCGCUUCCUCCGAGGAAGAUUUUCCUUCACAAGGAGAGCAGAGAAAGAAAUCCCAGGACUAUCAUCAACCGGGAUCUCUUUGCUACACGCCUUUGGAAAAAUUCCGCAAUGGACAACAUCGACGAGGAAUAUGACCGGCUUGUUGAACACCUUCACGACUGCGCGAAGAAGGCUGAGAGUUUUAAAACCACCAAGAGGCGCCUACCUCUUGAAACUCUUGAGCUGA
Molecule: messenger RNA, 561 nt
Organism: Necator americanus (New World hookworm)
Lineage: Eukaryota; Metazoa; Nematoda; Chromadorea; Rhabditida; Ancylostomatidae
Exons: 1
Coding region: 1-561 (186 amino acids)
Source: RefSeq, a predicted model, not a curated record